Messenger RNA from Saccoglossus kowalevskii, 2349 nucleotides. Its product is annotated as fibroblast growth factor receptor 4-like. Gene Ontology annotation, biological process: multicellular organism development; positive regulation of kinase activity; protein phosphorylation. Gene Ontology annotation, molecular function: ATP binding; transmembrane receptor protein tyrosine kinase activity. Gene Ontology annotation, cellular component: signaling receptor complex; plasma membrane. Lineage: Eukaryota; Metazoa; Hemichordata; Enteropneusta; Harrimaniidae. The record is from RefSeq and is a predicted model, not a curated record.
CUUUGAAGAAGGCGAAGUACCCGAUGUAGUUGUGUGGUACUAUGACGCAAAUUUGAUAUCCGAAGACCGUGAUGUGCUGACACCGCUCAACGAAUACAAUAUAACAGGCACAGAGAAUGCAUAUAAUCUGCGUAUUUAUAAUAUUGCACUGGCACAAGAGGGUGAAUACGGCUGUGGUGACAAAUUAUUUGCAGAUUUAAGGGUGUAUGCAUUCAUGUAUGUUAUAGACAGUCGCCCACAAUGCAAAGUUUAUCCUGGUGCAACCGUAAUAACUGAGAACACCGUCACUCUGAAUUGCACCAUGGACUUGGAUGCUAGUGCACCUGGUGAUUUAGUAUGGUAUCAGAAUGGUGUUGAAGUUAUGAGAAAGACUGGAAUCGAAAAUACAUGGACGACAUUUCUGUAUAAGGACAAUAACGGUGAUGUGUUUGAUUGUCAACUAGAACAUUAUACUCUACCUCGUCCUAAGUGGUCACAAGUAUCAUGUGAAGAUAAGAUAGUCAUGGAUGUUCAAUUCGACCCUAUUCUUGAAAUAAGUGUAACUGGCGAUGUCGAUGAAUCCGGAAAUGAAAUAGAGGGUGAUUCAUUUGUCAUGACAUGCUUCGUUUUAGAGGCUAACCCGGAUGUAGAGACGUUUUUAUGGUUUAACCAAAAUCAGAAUGUUAUCAAUUCGCCAACUGUUAAUAUAGGGAAUCAAACUUAUGUAACCGUAAUAGAGGGAGAUACAUACAUUGCUGAGUGUUUGGUAGAUUCAAAUCCUGUGGUGGAAGGAAUAUGGAUACAUUCAGACGGUUCCUUUUCUCCUGGACCAAUACUGGAGAUAGAAAACAUAUCACGUACUGACAGUGGCACAUACACGUGUUUUGCGGAAACUGUAUUUUGGGAUGAAUCAACUGCAUCAGACAUGGAUUCUAUGUAUAUUAAUGUACAGUAUCCGGCCAAUAUUUCAUUUGCUGGUUCAACAAAUGUCUAUGAAGGCAGUGACGUCAUUUUACUCUGUGCAACAACUGAUGCGAAUCCUCGUCCUUAUGAAAUGUAUAUAAACCACACAGAUGACAAUGACAAUGACAAUGUCGUGGCAGAAGUAAAAUAUGACUUACAUAUACUAUAUAUCAUUACAUCAAUUAGUGAAGAACACAGUGGAACUUACACAUGUUAUGCAACAACACGUUUUCACGACGGUACGAUCGGCAAAAGUACCAGUGAUGAAAUAGCAGUAAACGUACUUCAGUAUUCACCAGAAGAUAAUAGUUCUACAAACGGAGUGAUUAUUGCAUUAAUUAUAGUAAUUAUUCUUCUAUUUACUUGUAUUAUACUAUUAUUGGUGUACAUAGUAUAUUUACGACGAUAUGUACAAGCAGAGAAGCCUGCGCAUACCACCGACUAUGAAGAUCUGCGCAUGUCUGUAAAUCUAGAUCACGUAUACUUGAAGCAUGGCGAGGUACCAUGGGAAAUUCCAAGGGAAUCAAUUCGUCUUGGGAAAACCAUUGCAGAAGGAUAUUUUGGAAAAGUGGUGAAAGCGACAGCAAGUAUAGAAUCACAAAAUCCGCACUCAACUGUAGCUGUAAAAAUGUUGAAAGAUGGGCUUACUGAUGAGUACCACAAGUCAAUACUCAAGGAAUUGGAGUUACUUAAAUCAAUCACGUCACACACAAACGUCGUGACGUUGAUUGGAUGUUGCACGCAAGACGGUCCGGCGUUUGUUGUUCUUGAAUACAUGGCUCUUGGCGACCUGCAAACGUAUCUUCGUAGAGAAAAAAGUAAUGAGGAAAAUACAUAUACUAAUCUAAGAGACCGUGUGACAAUGCUGUCUCAACACAAUUGUAUUGGUUUUUCACAUCAAAUAUCUCAUGCUAUGGAAUUCAUUGAAGGAAAAGGAUGCGUUCAUCGAGACUUGGCUGCUCGCAAUGUACUACUGAAUGAGAAACUAGUAUGCAAAUUAUCUGGAUUUGGAUUGGCUACUGACGUCCUGGAUCAACGCGAGUAUGAGAAAAGAACUCAAGGACGUUUACCAGUUCGCUGGAUGGCACCGGAGUCUAUAUUGGAUGGCGUGUACACCAAUAAAAGCGAUGUAUGGUCAUAUGGUAUUGUUUUGUGGGAGAUAGAAACACUAGGUGAUGUGCCAUAUAACGAUAUGUCAACACAGGAAGUCAUCGAAUCUGUGCAGGACGGAUAUCGAAUGCCAAAACCAAAUACAUGUCACCAAGACCUGUUUUCAACAAUGGAGCUCUGUUGGUCAGAUAAUCCAGAACGGAGACCAUCGUUUCAGAAGUUGACAAAGAUAUUGCAAGCCGUUUUAGAUGGUGAUGAGAUGACAGGUUAUAUGCAUAUCUAUGAAGAUCCUCGGAU